Bipolaris oryzae ATCC 44560 is the source of this 969-nucleotide messenger RNA. RefSeq lists its product as uncharacterized. Gene Ontology annotation, biological process: protein phosphorylation. The transcript has 4 exons. Gene Ontology annotation, molecular function: protein kinase activity; ATP binding. The record is from RefSeq and is a predicted model, not a curated record. Bases 1 to 969 code for a protein of 322 amino acids. Lineage: Eukaryota; Fungi; Ascomycota; Dothideomycetes; Pleosporales; Pleosporaceae.
AUGGCAGCCUUGAGUUCGCUCGACUUGGUCGGCUCAACUGGGCGCUCUUACAUAUUCAAAAAGCUGAUCCAGGAAAGACCACAUGUUGGUCGCGUUUGGCUAGCAUCGUCUAGAAAUGAGAACUUCAUCCUGAAAGACAUACCUAAAAACAUUGUUUUAGGCUUCAACGAGGACAUUCGACCAAGGCUUCCUCUCACUCCCCGUGUGCGACUGCCAGUAGAUACCAUACCAGAUCGACCCAUACUCGUUUACGAAUACCUGGAUCAAGACCUUUUAAAUCUUGUUCAAAGUCAGGUAUCCAUGCAAGCUCGAAAAGAAAUCCUCAAAGCCAUCUUGCAAGGUAUUGCGGAUUUGCACGACCGCGACAUUGUCCAUUUAGAUGUUAAACCCGAUAACUUCUUGGUCAGCUACCGUAGUAUUGACCAUGAUAUCUUGGUCAAGAAGGUGCAGGUCAAUGAUUUUGAGAAUGCGGGCUAUAUCCCGAAGCCUAGGUGCGUUAAAGGGAUGUUGGCCGGGAAUAACAACUGGCGCAGCCCUGAGGCCAACUUUAGGGGAACGCUCAACAAGCCAACUGACCUGUUCUCAUUCGGACUGGUGUGCAUCUAUGCUAUCUUAGGGCGCAUCAUACUAGGCUGCGAUGCCGAUUUCGAGUUCCAUGAAUCAAAAGGCAUACCGCCUAUAUGCAUCCGUCUGCCGCGUCAGAUCACAUAUUUUGGGGAUCAAGAAGGAUUGAAUGGCCUUAUGAAGCAUUUUAGCGAUGAGGAGACCAAGCGCGAGAUUCUUGGGAUGCAUUGGAAAGCCCGAAUGGCAGACAACCACCCAUAUGUGCCGUUUUCAGAGUGGACGGGUGUUGAUUCGACAUUCAAGGACUUGAUCCGAGGAUUGAAUAAUCUGGACCCCUCACGGCGACUUACCGCUCGUCAGGCGUUGGAACACCCCUGGUUUGAAGGGGUCAAACUUGCUUUCUAG